AUGACAAACGAGAAAACUGAAAAUCCUAUAAUUUUUGCUCCGAAGACUUACCAAUAUGAUAAGGGUCAUUUGAGUGAAGAAGAAGUAGGAGCGGAUCCUAUUGAACAGUUUCAUAGAUGGUUUGAUGAGGCUCAGAAAUACAAACCCGAAGGCUCGCUGUUUAUUCCAGAGUCUGUUACAUUCUCGACAGCAAGAUUACCUUCCGGCAGGGUAUCCUCCCGUAUUGUGUUAUUCAAAGAGUUAGAUGCUAAAGGAUUUAUAGUUUAUUCAAACUGGGAUAAAUCGAAGAAGUCAGAAGAUUUCAAAUCCAAUAAAUAUGCAUCUUUAACGUUUUUUUGGCCCUAUCUUCAAAGGCAAGUCAGGGUGGAAGGUGUAAUGGAAAAAGUAACGAGAGAAACUUCGGAAAGGUAUUUCAAGACUAGGCCAAGAGGGUCGAAGAUCGGAGCCUGGUCAUCUCCACAGUCGCAGAAAAUAAGCAACAGGGAAGACUUAAAUAGCUUAUGUUCCGAAUAUGAACGAAAGUUUAAAGAUUUGAAAGAUGAUGAGAUUCCAUGCCCUGAAUAUUGGGGUGGAGUUCGUAUUGUUCCAUUAGAAAUUGAAUUUUGGCAAGGUGGGUUAAAUAGACUACAUGAUAGACUUACAUUUAGAAGAGAAAAUAUCGAGAAUGGUAAAUGGGACCUUUCACGCCUUGCCCCAUAA
Priceomyces carsonii is the source of this 699-nucleotide messenger RNA. It is a transcript of the gene PDX3, whose product is annotated as pyridoxamine-phosphate oxidase. The transcript has a single exon. Bases 1 to 699 code for a protein of 232 amino acids. Lineage: Eukaryota; Fungi; Ascomycota; Pichiomycetes; Serinales; Debaryomycetaceae. Gene Ontology annotation, biological process: pyridoxine biosynthetic process. Gene Ontology annotation, molecular function: FMN binding; pyridoxamine phosphate oxidase activity. The record is from RefSeq and is a predicted model, not a curated record.